AUGCAUCAGAAGCUGCUCAAGAGCGCGCACUACAUCGAGCUGGGCAGCUACCAGGACUGGCCGGUGCUGGUGCCCCGCGGCAUCCGCCUCUACACCUACGAGCAGAUUCCCGUGUCCCUCAAAGACAACCCGUACAUCACGGACGGCUACCGGGCCUACCUGCCUUCCAGGCUCUGCAUCAAAAGCUUGUUUAUUUUAUCUAACGAGACAGUAAACAUCUGGAGUCAUUUGCUGGGUUUCUUUCUCUUCUUCACCCUGGGAAUCUAUGACAUGACCUCCGUGUUACCCUCAGCAAGUGCAUCCAGAGAAGAUUUUGUAAUUUGUUCUAUUUGUCUUUUCUGCUUCCAGGUCUGUACGCUCUGUUCAGUGGGUUAUCACCUUUUUUCCUGCCACCGGUCAGAAAAAACGUGUCGAAGAUGGAUGGCAUUAGAUUAUGCAGGAAUUUCUAUUGGAAUUUUGGGCUGCUAUGUCUCAGGAGUAUUUUAUGCAUUUUAUUGUAAUAAUUAUUGGCACCAGGUGUACUUGAUCACCGUGCUGGCUAUGAUCUUGGCGGUGUUCUUUGCGCAGAUUCAUCCCAGUUACCUCACACAGCAGUGGCAGAGGCUCCCUUCAGUCAUCUUCUGUUCUGUUUCGGGAUAUGGUGUCAUCCCUACUCUACACUGGGUCUGGCUCAAUGGGGGAAUCAGUGCUCCUAUUGUACAGGAUUUUGCACCACGUGUAGUUGUGAUGUAUGUGAUCGCUCUUCUUGCUUUCCUGUUCUACAUUUCCAAAGUUCCAGAACGGUACUUCCCAGGACAGCUAAACUACCUCGGAUCAAGCCACCAGAUAUGGCACAUCCUUGCAGUGGUGAUGUUGUAUUGGUGGCAUCAGUCAACUGUGUAUGUUAUGCAGUACAGGCACAGCAAGCCUUGUCCUGACUAUGUUUCACAUUUGUGAGUUCAGGUAUGGCCACCUGGUGAAGUCAGUUGUUAAGCAAUAUACAAUGGGGAAUUGUAGACCCUACUAUUUUCAAGGUUCCCAUUAUUUUCUCCUUUUUCCUCUUGUUUAAUGUAUAAUAAUGCUUUAUAAGAGUGGAAAAAUAUACUUGGGGAUCUGCAGUCAUAACUGCUGUACAACCCUUAAAACUGAGCUGUCUAUACAGAGAGCUGAAAUUAGAUGGUGAUCAUAAAAGCAUGUAGAUGGCAACAAGGACUGUGGCCAGUGUAGAAGAAGGAUUGAUUUUGCUUAACACCAGCUUCAUUUUCUUAGGAAGGGCUGGAGUCAUCCUGUAUGAUUACUUCAAUAGAAGAUAUUUUCAUUGUCAUAAAUUUAAGUGUCUAAUAAAGGCAAGGGUAGUUUACAAGAUAAUGAGAAACUGGCACUUAAAUUAUUUCCUUUAGCUACAGGUUCCCUUUUCCUUAGCAACAUUGCUUUUUUUUUUUUUUUUUUUUUUGCCAGGACAAAACUUAAGUCUUUUAAGAGUAUUGAGAAGAGGAAAGAAACAUACAUUGAUGUUUUAUAAUAGAUAAUUGAGUGAGAAACUAAGGAUGUGACUAAGCAACAAAUUCUGUGCUCUAAUAACCAAGCACCAGCCACCUAAGCCUUCCAGAUAUUUAAUUCCAUAUUAUAACUGAAUUCCUGAGAAUGGAUUUUGAUCCCAAAAUUCCAGAAUUACUUUCAUGUCUAAUUUGUAGUCCUACAUUUCUUGAUGAUGGGGUCCCAACUGUAUGGGUGCUACUCUCAAGGCCACAGGAUCAGAUGGACCUGUUCUUGAACCGGAACUGAACCUUACGCCUUAGAUCUCAUGCAUUAUCCCACUGAUGGUGAUAUGAUUCACCUGUGCUCCAGUCCUGUUUAUACGUGUAUUAGCAUUUCCAUACAUAUAGUAUGUAUCAACACUAUAAAAUUCAGAUCUGAAACAUUAAGCUUGUGUUUAUAGUAAUAGAUCUCACUGCCCUAUCACAAUGUAACUUUCUUCUUUGGUCUCUUCAUGUGCAUAAAUAAAACCUUU
Messenger RNA from Jaculus jaculus (lesser Egyptian jerboa), 1990 nucleotides. Its product is annotated as progestin and adipoQ receptor family member 3-like. The transcript has a single exon. The record is from RefSeq and is a predicted model, not a curated record. Gene Ontology annotation, molecular function: signaling receptor activity. Gene Ontology annotation, cellular component: membrane. Lineage: Eukaryota; Metazoa; Chordata; Mammalia; Rodentia; Dipodidae. Bases 1 to 936 code for a protein of 311 amino acids.